Messenger RNA from Gopherus flavomarginatus (Mexican gopher tortoise), 5524 nucleotides. RefSeq names its product zinc finger CCHC-type containing 2 (gene ZCCHC2). NCBI's taxonomy places the organism in Eukaryota, Metazoa, Chordata, Testudines, Testudinidae. The transcript is spliced from 14 exons. The record is from RefSeq and is a predicted model, not a curated record. Gene Ontology annotation, molecular function: nucleic acid binding; phosphatidylinositol binding; zinc ion binding. Bases 184 to 3603 code for a protein of 1139 amino acids.
ACUGAGGCGGGGGGCGCGCCGGGAACCGACACGUUCCGCCCCGCAGCCCCCGGCGGCAGAACCGCCCCGUGCGCCGCGCGCCCAGGGCAGCAGCAGCAUGAGCGGCUCCUCCGGGCGCGCGAGCCGCUGAGUCUCGCCCGCCGCCGGGGCCUCUCGGAUGCUCGAGGCCCCUCCGGGCUGAGGAUGCUGAAGAUGAAGCUGCCGCUGAAACAGACGAGCCACCGGGCGGAGGAGGCGGCGGGGAUGGGGCUGAAGGAGCCUGGCAGCCGAGACUGUCACCUCCAGCUGCAGCAGGUGCCCCGGCCGCCUCCCCGAGGCGGGGCGUCGGCGGGGUGCGGGCGGGAGCGGCCCAGCCAGCUGCCUGGCUUGGGCCCGGGACCUGGGCCGCCGCCGGCUCCUGCCGCGGGCGUGGCGGCCUCCCGCACGGACAAGGAGACGGUGUACGAGUGGUUCGGCCUAGUGCUGGGCUCGGCGCAGCGGCUGGAGUUCAUGGUGGGGCUGCUGGACUUGUGCAACCCGCUGGAGCUGCGCUUCCUGGGCUCCUGCCUGGAGGACCUGGCCCGCAAGGACUACCACUGCCUGCGCGAUGCCGAGGCCAAGGCCAACGGGCUCAGCGACCCUGGGCAGCUGGGAGACUUCCGAGACCCGGCCGUGCGCUCCAAGCUCAUCGUCUACCUGGCGCUGCUGGGCUCCGAGAACCGAGAGGCCGCUGCCCGCCUCCACUGCCUGCUGCCCCAGGUGGACUCCGUCCUGAAGAGCUGCGGGGCUCGCGUGCGGGAGGAGGAUGGGCCCGAGGAGGACAUGGAAGGGCCUGGAGAAAACGGCCAGGCCCUCCCUGCUGAGAGCCUGGGCUUCGGGGCGCAGGAGGAGCUACUGUUGCUGUUCACCAUGGCCUCUCUGCACCCAGCCUUUUCCUUCCACCAGCGGGUCACCCUGAGAGAGCACCUGGAGCGACUGCGGAGGACCCUUUUUGGGGACCAGGAGGAAGAUGCCUUCGGCCCUGCAGCUCAGAAUGACUUUUCCCAUAAUGACUGCAUGCCAAGUAAUGAGAACAGUUUGGAUCACAUCACACCACCUCAUGAUGGACUUUCGAUGGCCUCUCAUAGACCUCAGCGGGAAGCUGUACACAUUGAGAAGAUAACACUGAAAGGAGUACCAAGAAAAAGGGCUGACAAACAUUUGGAGUACACCUUCAAAGUAACCUGGUCUGAUCUUUCUGUAACAUGUGUAACAAAAACACAUCAAGAGCUGCAGGAGUUCCUACUAAAACUUCCAAAGGAACUGUCUUCUGAAGCGUUUGACAAGACCAUUUUACGAGCACUAAAUCAGGGUUUCCAGAAGAAGGAAGAACGGCGGCACCCAGAUCUAGAGCCAAUAAUAAGGCAGCUAUUUUCAAAUAUGUCACAGGCUUUUCUGCAGAGUCGGAGAGUAUACAACUUCUUCCAGUCAAUUUCAUCAGAAUCUUUGCGUACACUCAGUAACUUACAACCCUCUUUGAAGACAGCUAAGGCAUCAGAACACUUCAAGGAGGACAGUUCAGAGGCUUCAAGUCAGGAGGAAGAUGUAAUGCAGCACACAUCAGUCCAUAAAAAACAUAACGGGAAAAGUCCUGUUGCCAACACUGGCAGUACAAAAUGUUCUUCACUGGAUGGCCUUAACAUAAAACACUCUGAACAGAAUGGGGUAGUGGAUUGGAGAAGAAAAAACUGCACUGUUCAACAGCAUCCAGAGCACUGUACAAACUUACUUGAUCAGCAUGCAGGAGAGAAACGGGGCUUAUCUUCAAUAAGCAAGAAGAAAGGAAAGCCACAACUGGAAAAGGAUAAAAUAAAGAAAACUGACAGCAGAUUGAGCAAUAGGAUUAAUGGAGUUAGAGUUGCAGCAACACAGCACAUCCAUGCAGGGGCAGUAAAAGAUCUGAAUUUGGACGUUGGAUCUGGACAUGACACAUGUGGAGAAACGUCUUCAGAGAGUUACAGUUCUCCUUCUAGCCCACGACACGGGAGGGAAAGCUUUGAAAGUGAAGAAGAGAAAGACAGAGAUACAGACAGCAAUUCAGAGGACUCUGGGAAUCAAGAUGCAGCCAGGUUUACUGUUUAUGGUGCCGUAAGUCCAUCAAACAUCAAAGCAGCAGCUCAGAUUCCUUCAGUGAGUAAUGAGAAUGGAAGUAUUUCAGAGGAUCCUUUAAAUUCAAAGUUUCAACAUAUUUCAUUUAUGCCUGCCUUACACUGUGUGAUGCACAAUGGUGCACAGAAACCUGAAGUUGUAGUUCCACCACCCAUAUCUGCUGAUGGUAAAACAAUGGGAAUGCUUGUUACCGCUCCUGUCGCUAUAUCGCCAAUGAGAGAAUCUGCAAAUUCAACUCCAGUUGGAAUAGGGCCAGUGACUUCUGGUGAAUCUGAAAAACGCCUUGAGCUGUUGGCUUCCCCUCUACCAGUACCAUCCACUUUUCUUCCACAUUCUGUCCAGCCUGGUAGCCCAGCUUUGCACUUGGCAAUACACAGAUUGAAAAUACCCUCUCCGCAGGGAUCAUCUGAAAAUUGCACAGUUAAUGGACCACAGCAACCAACAGGAAACUUAAGCAUUGGCUCACCAAAUACUGCCUUUAUCCCAGUCCAUAGCCCAGGUAGUUUUCCAGGAUCCCCAGUUCCUAAUACAGAUCCCAUCACAAAACCUGCAUCCCAAGUAGUAGGACUGAAUCAAAUGGUGCCUCAUAUUGAGGGGAACACCGGAGCAAUCCCUCAGCCUACCAGUCUAAAGGUAGUUCUUCCCGCAGCUGGUCUUUCAACAGCACCUCCACCAACUUCCUAUACUUUGCCAGGCACUCCUCAUGCUACCAGUGUGUUGCCCAACCAGAAUACAAAUGUGCUGAACACUGUAGCAACUUCCACACCUCAAUCAGCUGGUUUAGGUGUUGGUCAGAUCCAGUCAACUAUUCCCCCUGCAAUACCUACCCAUACACCAGGCCCUGCCCCUAGCCCAAGCCCUGCUUUAACACACAGCACUGCGCAGAGUGACAGCACAUCCUAUAUAAAUGCUGUUGGAAAUACUAACACUAAUGGGACUUUAAUGCCUCCACAGCAGUUGGGGUCUGGGGCUUGUGGUUCUUGUGGACGUAGAUGCAGCUGUGGGUCCAACGGAAGCCUUCAGAUCAAUAGCUAUUUUUAUCAUAACCCUAUUCAUGGACAAGUCUACAGAGUUCCACCUUUCUUCACUCUGCCAUCUCUUUGCAAUGGCAGCUACCUCAACCAGGCACAUCAAAGCAAUGGAACACAACUUCCUUUUUUUCUGCCUCAGACUCCAUAUGCAAAUGGACUGAUGCAUGACCCAGUAAUGGGGAGUCAAGCCAACUAUGGUAUGCAGCAAAUGGCAGGAUUUGGGAGGUACUAUCCUGUAUAUCCAGCACCUAACGUAGUUGCCAACACAAAUGGAUCGGGGCCCAAGAAGAAUGGGAGUGUUUCAUGUUACAAUUGUGGUAUAAGUGGACACUAUGCACAGGACUGUAAGCAGUCAUCCAUGGAGGCCAAUCAGCAAGGCACUUACAGACUGAGAUACGCACCUCCCCCUCCCCCUUCCAAUGAUACGUUGGAUUCUGCAGACUGAAACAAGUAAAACAUUGCCUACAUAACAAACUGAAGUUUGGGGAAUUGGAGGGGAGAGGGAAUGUUUCCUGUGGUCUUGCAUUUAGAAUAUCCUGGUUUUAUAUUCUUUUGGAAUUUUUCAUAGCUCCUGCACCUCUGUUCAAUGCAAAAGAAGAAAAUUGAGUCCCUGAUCUCCUGAGUCUGCAAAAAGCUUACAUAAUGCAUGCAACUCAGACACACAGCCAAACAAUCAAAAGAGCAUUUGAACCAUACUUUUGCACUGAAGACUUAAGUCGUGCAAUGUUUACUGCAUUUUUUUAAAAUGUCCUUUGAGCUCUGACAUCACUGGUGGAGCAGCCAUAUGGUUGAAAGAAGAAACUUGGUCAUGUUCCCUCACAAUCGCCCCCCCUUCUGUCCCACCCCACUCCACCUCCAGCCUGUUCUCCUUAUGCUGCUGUUUUUGUUUUUCUCCCACCUUCACUGUGUCCACAUGGUUUCAUUGGCCUGCAUGAGUAUUUGGCAGUUUAUACAGAGUUUGUCCAUACUAUAGCAAAUUGUUAUGCUCAUGAAUUAUAUGGGGAAAUUGUUUAGCCUUCCUGUGAGGAGCAAAACUAAAGACUCACGGAAUUGUGUAUAUAUGUAAUAUCUUGUAUUAUACAUACACACAGCUCUGAGUCCAGAGUAAAUGAAAAUACUUCAAGUGGGAAGGGAAUGAAACUGUGUGGACGUGAACAGAUGUAUGAACAUGAACAAGCUUAAACUGAAAGAUCUUAUUUCCAUUGUGAUGUUUUAGCCUGAUUGAUGCAAGAGAAAAAGGGGGCGGGGGGUUGGUAUGAAUGUCGUAUUCCAUGUGUUUGCAUUUCUAAUGAAAGCUGACAGUGAGUACUUUUUUAAAAGCUAUUCUACUUCUGUGUCAAUACAGAAUGAACAUUACUUGAUUUUGAUUUUCCCCUAAACUAUUAGUGUUGCAUUGUAUUUAGAAUGUAAAUGGUUUAUUUCAGUCUGAACAAAAGUUAUGGUUUUCUAAAAAAUAAGUAUUUGUAUUAGGACCAGUCUACCAAAUAGCAAAGUCACUAUUUUAUAAUAAUUUACCACUAUGCGUGAUUAUGGUAUAAUGUGAAAGACUGAAAUGUGUGUGCUAAGAUGGUAUUAAUCAUGUUGGUGUCAUGUCAAUAAGUUUUAAUGCUGCUGUAUUUUUAUUUUUAAAAGCCAAUAUGUACUAAAUUGCUUCCAGGUAAUAUUUGAUUUCCUAAAGUGCACUGAGGUUAUCUGGAAGAUUGAGUGUAUUUUUCAUGACUGCUACAUUCAACACCAAUGAACAAUUACCACUGUAUAUCCAUAGGUUUUUGGCAUUCCUCACAGUUCAUAGCAGAAAUGAAAGCAAGAUGCUGGUAUGCAGUAGGGUGACAAAAGUAAAAUUGUCUGGGGGUUCAGCUGCCUAAUUGCUAAACAAAAACUUGAAGAAAAAAAGCUUGAUUUACUAAAUGUCUUCGUAGGUAGCAUUUAUAUUUAUAGCACCAGUAUACAUUUCUCCCCCUUGGGGUGGGGUAGGGUAGAUGAAAGCUUUACUUUAAAAAGAAAAGAAAAAGUAAGUAGUAAAUGGAAAUUAUUUUGAUUAAAAAUAUUUUAUUUGAUCUGGGUAUUUUUGGACCGCAUUAUUAAAUGAAUUAACUACAUUUGAGUUUAAGUGAGGGUGUUAAAGCACCAAUGGACUCAGAUUGUGAAUUACCUGCCAGUUGUACUUUAUGGAACUUAUUUUAUGAUUUAAAAUACUGUACUGUAAAUAGGAGGUAUGUUACCUUCUCUUUAUUUGUAUGUUUACCAUAUACUUUGAUAUUUGAAAUGUUAUGUACUGGAAAGGUCACUUAUAUUUCUAGAACAGAUUGGAUUUUAUGCAACCUUUCUUCCUUGAAUUAACAGCAAUAAAAAAGGAAAAAAGCGUC